CACUUUCAUUUUCACUUUUUAUGCUGACUAACUGUGACGGCCUCGGUCGCGUCGUCGUCGCAAAUAUAAAAGAAUUUUUAUAAAAUAUUCUUUUUAGCUGCAUUCAGACCCCUCGUAUAUCAUUGGGGCUCAAUAUAGCAUUUGCUGUCCGUCAAAGGAGUCUUCGUAAUUUUGUGCAAUUAGCGUUAUCAAAUCCAUUGUUCUGCAGCCAUGACUUCCCUAGACAUGAGCCCUGCGUCAAAGAAGCAGGUCGAUGGAUUCACCAAGAAACUGACCCAAGAGGCAGAGCACCUGGUCUCGACGUUCUUCCCCCAAAAGAUCGCAGAGAUGGAUGCUUUGCUGCAGGCCUCUCUCUCCCUGGACGACCUGUCUGCUUUGAGGGCUCCCCUGGACAUCCCCAUUCCAGACCCUGCUAAAGAGGAGCUGAAGAGAAAGAAGAAAGAGGAGAAGGAGGCUAAAGAGGGAAAGAAAGACAAAGAUGAUGACAAAGAGGACGAGGAAGCCCCUCCCUGCGGACCCAUCGCCUGUAACGAGAGAGUGGAGGCUCUGAUUAAAGAGAUCAAGCCUCACAUUCAAACACUGAAGGAGAAACUCAACACGGUGUCCAUGUGGGUUCAGCUCCAAAUUCCUAGAAUUGAAGACGGGAAUAACUUCGGAGUGGCUGUUCAGGAAAAAGUCUUUGAGCUGCUGACUAACACUCGCACCAAGAUUGAGGGAUUUCAAACACAGAUCUCAAAGUACUACAGUGAGAGAGGAGAUGCAGUAGCCAAGGCUUCCAAACAGCCACAUGUGGGAGAUUUCCGACAGCUUGUUCACGAACUGGAUCAGUACCAGUACUGUGAGCUACGCAUCGUGGUCCUAGAGAUCCGCAACACUUACGCUGUUCUGUAUGAUGUCAUCACCAAGAACUUUGACAAGAUCAAGAAACCCAGAGGGGACUGCAAGGCCCUCAUUUACUGAGACCGGCCCUGUUUGCGUUCAUCUCUCUCACUCACACACCCACACGCACACACACACACGCACACACACAUUCUCACAGACGGAGAGAAGCAAAACGUAUUGUCUACCGUGACGUGACUCUUUUUCAGCUCCUGUUAUGGCACCAGGCAUGGCUAACACCAGCCUUGCUAUAAUGCAGCUUUUUACUACCAAUUUACAAAAUAAAAUAGUGAAUAAAUAUUCUGUUUUA
Chanos chanos (milkfish) is the source of this 1189-nucleotide messenger RNA. It is a transcript of the gene psme1, whose product is annotated as proteasome activator subunit 1. Gene Ontology annotation, biological process: regulation of proteasomal protein catabolic process; positive regulation of endopeptidase activity; regulation of G1/S transition of mitotic cell cycle. Gene Ontology annotation, cellular component: proteasome activator complex; cytoplasm; nucleoplasm. The transcript has 11 exons. The record is from RefSeq and is a predicted model, not a curated record. Lineage: Eukaryota; Metazoa; Chordata; Actinopteri; Gonorynchiformes; Chanidae. The coding region runs from base 211 to 960 and encodes 249 amino acids. Gene Ontology annotation, molecular function: endopeptidase activator activity.